This is a messenger RNA of Gadus macrocephalus (Pacific cod), 3150 nucleotides long. RefSeq names its product NADPH oxidase 5-like. Gene Ontology annotation, biological process: superoxide anion generation; defense response. NCBI's taxonomy places the organism in Eukaryota, Metazoa, Chordata, Actinopteri, Gadiformes, Gadidae. Gene Ontology annotation, cellular component: plasma membrane; NADPH oxidase complex. Gene Ontology annotation, molecular function: superoxide-generating NAD(P)H oxidase activity; calcium ion binding. The transcript has 17 exons. The record is from RefSeq and is a predicted model, not a curated record. The coding region runs from base 188 to 2635 and encodes 815 amino acids.
CGGCAGAGAGAGAGAGGAGGACUAUCCACCAGGACGGAUCCCAGAGAGAGAGAGAGAGACCAGGAGGACUAGAGAGACCAGGAGGACUUCACCCUGCCUGACCGAACCCCAAACAGAGACCUCGAGUGAGGUGUCACCCCACAACCAGAACCCCAAACCCGGUGGCCUCCACCCCUCAACCGGCAGGAUGAGUCUGGACGAGGACACACGCUGGCUGGAGUGGGUCACCAAACAGUUUGAGGCCAUCGCUGGAGAGGAUAAGGAGAUCGACCUCGAGGAGUUCAAGACCGCCCUCAAGGUCAAAGAGUCGUUCUUUGCCGAGCGGUUCUUCGCUCUGUUCGACUCCGACGGGAGCAGCUCCAUCAGUCUGGACGAGCUGCUGGGCGCGCUCAACCUGCUGAUCCACGGCAGCGAGGCCGACAAGCUGAGGUUCCUCUUCCAGGUCUACGACGUGGAUGGCAGCGGCUCCAUCGACCCUGACGAGCUGCGCACCGUGCUGAAGUCCUGCCUGCGGGAGAGCGCCAUCUCGCUGCCAGAGGAGAAGCUGGACGACCUGACGCUGGCGCUGUUUGAGUCGGCAGAUAAGGACCGCAGCGGAGCCAUCACCUUCGAGGAGCUCAAGGCCGAGCUGGAGAACUUCCCCGAGGUCAUGGAGAACCUCACCAUCAGCGCGGCCAACUGGCUGAAGCCCCCCGAGGCAGAGGAGCGGCGGCGGCAGGCCCCCCGCUACCUGACGCGGGCCUACUGGCAGAACAACAGCCGCAAGCUGUCCUUCCUCAUGGCCUACGCCCUCCUCAGCCUGCUGCUGUUCAGCUCCGCCCUGCUGCACCACCGCGGGGGUGGGGUCUGCUACAUGGUGGCCAAGGGCUGCGGCCAGUGCCUCAACUUCAACUGCACCUUUGUCAUGGUUCUGAUGCUGCGCCGCUGCCUCACCUGGCUGCGGGCCACCUGGUUGGUCCGCGUUCUUCCUCUGGACCAGAACAUCCUGCUGCACCAGAUCGUCGGCUAUGCCAUCCUGGUCUUCACCGUGGUGCACACCAGCGCACACAUCCUCAACUUUGCCCACCUGUCCCGGCACUCGGGCUACAGCCUGUGGGAGUACCUGCUGACCACGCGGCCGGGCGUGGGCUGGGUGCGCGGCUCGGCCUCCCUGACGGGUGUGGUGCUGCAGCUGCUCAUCGGCAUGAUGGUGCUCUGCUCCUCCACCUUCGUCAGGCGCAGCGGACACUUCGAGGUGUUCUACUGGUCCCACCUGUCCUAUGUGUGGGUCUGGUCCCUUCUCGUCGUCCACUGUGCCAACUUCUGGAAGUGGUUCCUGGUCCCGGGUCUGGUGUUUCUGCUGGAGAAGGUCCUGGGCCUGGCCUUCGCCCACAUGGGCGGCCUCUACAUAGUGGAGGUCAACCUGCUGCCCUCCAAGGUGACCCACCUGGUGAUAAAGAGGCCCCCGUUCUUCACCUUUAAACCCGGGGACUACCUCUACAUCAACAUCCCGGACAUCGCUACGUACGAGUGGCACCCCUUCACCAUCAGCAGCGCGCCCGAACAGUCUGACACCCUUUGGCUCCAUAUCCGCUCGAUGGGCCAGUGGACAAACCGUCUGUUUGAGUUCUUCAGGCAGCCGGAGACACUGGCUUCCAGCCCCAAGAGGCUGGCCACCAGCCUCCGCAACAAGAGGCAGCUGGUCCAGACCCAGGAGCAGAAUUUCUGGGCCACGGUCUCCAACGGCACCGUGGCAACCAAUGAGGACGAGGCUGUGGAGCUGACCAUGUACCGUCAGAGGAGCUCCGGAGCUGCUGCCUCAACGGGGGCAGAGGUUCCCCCUGGGGUCCAGGCGGCCCAGGGGGAAGAGGGAGCCCAGGGGGAAGAGGGAGCCCAGGGGGAAGAGGGAGCCCAGGGGGAAGAGGGAGCCCAGGGGGAAGAGACCCGGACCCAAGACCAGCUGGACCACGUGGAGAAAGGAGAGGGACCACAUCUGAGAGAGAUCCCAGCCAAACUGGGGGACAACCACCAGCUCUGCAACAUCAAGUGUUAUGUUGAUGGGCCGUACGGAACGCCCACCAGACAGAUAUUUGCGUCAGAGCACGCUGUGCUGAUCGGGGCAGGGAUUGGCAUCACCCCCUUUGCCUCCAUCCUCCAAAGCAUCAUGUACAGGUAUCGGAGGAGGAAGCAGAAUUGUCCGAACUGCAGCUACUCCUGGUGUGAAAACAUAAUAGACAGCGAUAUGAAGUUACGGAAGGUGGACUUCAUCUGGAUCAACCGAGACCAGAAGUCCUUCGAGUGGUUUGUCAGUCUGCUCACUAAACUGGAGAUGGACCAGGCUGACGAAGAGCCAGAGGGCCGCUUCCUGGAGAUGCACAUGUACAUGACGUCAGCACUCAGCAAGAACGACAUGAAGGCCAUCGGCCUCCAGAUGGCGCUGGACCUGCUGGCCAAGAAGGAGAAGAGAGACUCCAUCACCGGGCUGCAGACCAGGACCCAGCCCGGCCGACCCGACUGGGCCAAGGUGUUCCAGAAGGUGUCUGAGGAGAACAAGGGGAAGGUCCACGUGUUCUACUGCGGUGCUCCGGCGCUCGCCAAGACCAUCAAGGCCCAGUGUGAGCACUUCGGCUUCCACUUCUACAAGGAGAACUUCUGAAGCACGCGCUGUUGUUCCUUCUUUUUGUGCGUGUGAUUGUGUGUGUGUGUGUGUGUAUGUGUGUGUGUCUGUGUGUGUGCGCGUGUGUGUGUGUGUGUGUGUGUGUGUGUGUGUGUGUGUGUGUGUGUGUGUGUGUGUGUGUGUGUGUGUGUGUGUGUGUGUGUUAUACUUCUGCAUGGAACCCUAUCUUACACAUGUAUUGAACAUAAAAAAGCGUAUACACAAGGUAUAUAUAUCCAUGGAAAGUGUGUACGAUAUGUAAGAUAUGGAUGUGUGGCUGCCGAUCAGUUGGUUUUGGUGAUGUCUUGUGUUUAGUAAAGAGUAGGAUGGGUUUAACCACUCAACUGGUCUGUGAAUCUCACGACAGAACUUAAUUAACUCAGCUUCUCUCAACUGAACUUUGAACUGUAAUGUACUUGAUACCGAACAGAACUUUAUUUAACUCUGUGUCAUAAAUCUUCAUUUAACAGAACUCUAUGUAACUGAACUUUAAUAAAUGUUGUUUUACUAAACAA